CAGUGUGUUUUGAGAGAGAAAAUGAGGACGAGUGGAUUUGACUCAUCUGAGGAAGAGGAUUUUGGAGAGGAGGAAGCCACACCUCUCCAGAUCUCAUGGUUGUCUCUAUCAGUAGUAGAGUGUUCCCAGUCUCUUGGAAUCUGUUCUUUACCAGGAUGCAGAUAUAAAGACAACAAAAGAAACCUGCAAAAAGACGUUGCUGAGCUGUGCGAUCAGGGUGUGGAGGAUGUGUUUGUGUUCUGUACCAGAGGAGAGUUGGUGCUCUACAGAGUGCCAUGUCUGUUAGAGGUUUAUUCUCAGCGUGGGCUCAGAGUGCAUCACCUUCCUUUCCCAGACGGAGGUGCUCCAGAGCUUUCUCAAUGCUGCUGCAUACUGGAAGAACUACAGGAAUGCCUGCAGAAUCAACGUAGGACUGUCAUACAUUGUUACGGAGGACUGGGGCGGUCAGGAUUAAUUGCUGCAUGUUUGCUGUUGCAGCUCUCGGUCUCUAUGAUGCCCAGUAAAGCUCUGGAAAUCCUUAGGGAGCUGAGAGGGGGUGGAGCCAUUCAGACAGUCAAGCAAUACAACUUCCUUCACGAGUUUCGGGAAAAGCUUGAAGCCUAUCAUGGAUCCAAAGAGCGUCUUUCAGAGAGAUCAGUGUCCAGAUGAUCCACAAACAUCCAGAUGAUGUGAAAGCAAAAUAAAUUGUUGAUUGGUGGUUUUGCUCUUGCGAUUUUCUAUUUUAAUCAUGAAUACAUGUGUUAUUUUCUAAUGGCAUUUUAAAAAGUAUGUAUUUUAAUAAAUUGAUUUUAUGAUAUUGAGCUUAAUAUACAGUAUAGCGUUAGCUUUGCAGUUACAUUGUUCAAUUAAAUAUACAAAUUGCCUAAACAUAACAUGUCUUGACUGAUCCUGGCCAGCUACCAGUACUAGUUCAAAUCCAGACUGAUGCUUAUUUUAUGUAUGGGAAGCCAUAAAUACAAUGAAAGUGAAUGGUGAUAAAGGUUAUAUAUACUGUAUAGA
This is a messenger RNA of Xyrauchen texanus (razorback sucker), 999 nucleotides long. Its product is annotated as cyclin-dependent kinase inhibitor 3-like. Gene Ontology annotation, cellular component: nucleus. Gene Ontology annotation, biological process: protein dephosphorylation. Gene Ontology annotation, molecular function: protein tyrosine phosphatase activity. The record is from RefSeq and is a predicted model, not a curated record. The transcript has 8 exons. Lineage: Eukaryota; Metazoa; Chordata; Actinopteri; Cypriniformes; Catostomidae. The coding region runs from base 22 to 648 and encodes 208 amino acids.